Messenger RNA from Aspergillus udagawae, 1278 nucleotides. RefSeq lists its product as uncharacterized. The record is from RefSeq and is a predicted model, not a curated record. Gene Ontology annotation, biological process: regulation of mRNA processing; protein phosphorylation; spliceosomal complex assembly. The transcript has a single exon. The coding region runs from base 1 to 1278 and encodes 425 amino acids. NCBI's taxonomy places the organism in Eukaryota, Fungi, Ascomycota, Eurotiomycetes, Eurotiales, Aspergillaceae. Gene Ontology annotation, molecular function: protein kinase activity; ATP binding.
AUGGCGACCAAUGACAACUUUACUACCCGUGUCCUCUACGAGCCUCUUGAGGGAGUCGAAAGACUUGAGAACUAUCGACCAGGAGGCUAUCACCCCAUUAAAAUUGGAGAUCACUUCCACGGUCGAUAUCGAGUUGUUCAUAAGCUGGGACAUGGCUCCUAUUCUACGACGUGGCUGGCCCGUGAUGAACAAUGCAGUAAAUACGUUGCGAUGAAAGUCUGCACAGCAGACUCGAACCCAAAGGAAGUGGAUAUCAUAUCUACUCUCACCGGUCCUCAUUCUUCUUCGAUCAACACUCCAGGAAAGACAAUGAUUCCGUCGAUUCUAGAUAGAUUCACCAUUCACGGCCCAAAUGGCCAUCAUGUUUGCUACGUCACCGCGCCGGCAAGGGCUAGCCUCUCAGGGGUGAAAGAUGGUUCGUGGACCCGCUUAUUCCAGCUUGACGUAGCCCGGUCAUUGGCUGCGCAACUCGUUCUUGUUGUGGAUUAUGUACAUGCCCAAGGAAUUGUCCAUGGAGACCUUCACCUAGGCAACAUCCUUCUCAAAGUUCCGCACAAUUUUGAUCAGCUCUCAGUCGAGCAAUUAUAUGAGAAAUAUGGAGAACCGGAGGUAGACCCAGUUGUUCAUCUAGAUGGCAAUCCACUUCCUCCUGGUGUUCCAUCCCAUGGCAUUGCGCCCAUAUGGCUGGGUGAAGCAAGUGAGGAAAUCACGCUUGCAGACGCCAGGAUCUUGCUUACAGAUUUUGGUGAAGCCUUUUCAUACCCAAAAGAACUAAAAUAUGAAUCUCGCACCCCCCUUGUUAUCCGUCCCCCCGAGGCUCGGUUUGAACCAAAUAAACCUCUCUCUUUUUCAUCAGACAUCUGGUCUCUUGCCUGUACCAUAUGGACCAUCAUCGCUCAACGGCCAUUAUUUGAAGGAUUUCUUGCAACGGAGGAUGACAUGACCUGUGAGCAUGUCGAUACUCUUGGUACUUUACCACCUGAAUGGUGGAAGACGUGGGAGGCGCGACGACAUAGGUUUGCAGAGGAUGGUACGCCACUGAAUCGUAACCCUUUCCGAUCCUGGGGCGAUCGGUUUGAGGAUAGCGUGCAACAGCCCAGGCAAGAUAGCGGGAUGCCGUUGUUUGACGCAAGGGAGAGGGACGCUAUCUUUGACAUGCUACGGCCGAUGCUCUCAUUCAGACCCGAGGAUCGUCCUACUACCAAGCAAGUUCUUGAGUCAGAAUGGAUGGUAAAAUGGGCUCUGCCUGAAUAUGGCAAGAUUCAAGACUGUGUAUGA